AUGCUAGCCCUGGCCUUCGCCGGCCUGGUUGCCCAAACCACCGCCCAUCUCAACCAAGUCACAGUCUACAGCGGCGGCGGCUGCACCGGCAACUCUGUCUUCGCCAGCACAGACGUAAGUGCAAAUUACUGCUUCGAGGGCCUGGGCGGCGCCUCGUUCGGCGGUUUCGGCAGCACCUGCGGACAGGGAGGAGGGUUUGUCACCACUUGGUCGGGCGGCAAUUGCGAGGGGUCGUCGCAGACCUUCUCCUUUCCCGAGGGAUGUCAGACGAUUCCUUUUGUCCCAACAAACCUGACAAUAUGGGAAUGGGCCUUCGAAUCCCCGGAGUACUCUCCCGUCAUACGAUACCCUAAGGAGAAACUCGGUAGCUACAUCAACGCCAUUACGAAGGAACGGCUCGAUUUCGCAGACGUAAAAUUAAAAGCCACGCUCUUGAGCGCCGCGCUCGUGAACGAAUAUGGACUCCAACCCGGCGAUACGGUCUCACUCUUCUCGACGAAUACGAUUUGGUAUCCUGUUGUGAUGUGGGCCACGCUUCGAGCGGGAGCGUGCGUCAACGGCGCCUCACCAGCCUACAACGUCGAAGAAAUGACCCACGCGCUGCAAACCGCCGGAACGAAGUUCGUGCUCACCCUCCCCAACGCCAUCGAAGCGGCGCGAGCGGCGUGCGCAGCAGUGGGGAUCCCCGAACGCAACAUCUUCCUCCUCGAAGGCGAGCACGCCGGCUUCACCAGCAUCCAAGACCUCAUCGAGCUGGGCAAGUACUGCACCGAGCCGGCCGUGCAUCCCUUACCCGCCGGCAAAACGAAUCGUGAUGUGUGUGCCUUCCUCAACUUCUCCAGCGGUACGACUGGCUUGCCGAAAGCGGUUAUCCUCUCGCAUCACAACAUCAUCGCGCAAUGUCACCAGCUACGACAGUUGCAGGUCGUCCCUCCGGGCGAGCGGUACAAGAUCCUUGCCGUCAUGCCGCUCUUUCACAUCACGGGGCUCGUGCGCUUCUGCAACUAUCCGGUCUUCAUGAAUGGGGACAGCAUCAUGCUGCCCAGCUUCACAAUGGACAGCAUGCUGAAAGCGAUUGUGGAAUUCAACGUGCCCGAGUUGAUUCUAGUCCCACCGAUCCUCAUCCGUAUGGUCCGCGAUCCGAUUGUGGACAAGUACCUCCCCGAUCUCCAGCGCAUUGUGAAACGCUGGUCCUCCGGCUCCGCACCCAUUGCACCAGAAAUCAUCCAAUUGCUCCGCAAAAGGUUCCCGGAUACCGGGUUUCGGCAGGGAUAUGGCGGGACCGGCAAGUCGUUAUCGUUGUCCGUUGAAGAAGACGAAGCUAACAAUUGCGCAGAAAGCACGGCGUGCAUUUCCUGCCAUCCCCCAACGCACUACGACUACAAGUACGCAAGCACCACCGGUUUGCUAGUCGCCAACACCGUGGCCAAAGUCCUGGAUCUAAACGAUCCAACGAAAGAACUCGGUCCGAACGAGACAGGCGAAAUCCUGGCCAAGGGACCGCAGAUUGCCUUGGGCUACUUGAACAACCCCAAAGCUUCAGCGGAAACGUUUGACAAGGACGGCUUCUUCCAUACCGGAGACGUUGGACACUUUGACGACGAAGGCCUCAUCCACAUUGAAGACCGCAUCAAGGAAAUGAUCAAAGUGAAGGGGCAACAAGUCGCGCCCGCCGAACUCGAGGAUUUGCUUCUGGGGCAUGACUUGGUGGAGGACUGCGCCGUGCUCGGGCUCCAGGAUAUGUACGCUGGCGAGCGACCAAAGGCGUACGUGGUUUUGAAGCAAGGCGUGAAGCCUAGCGAGGAGGUGGGGAGGAAGCUGUUGGCGUUUGUGAAGGAGAGAAAGGUGAGGUAUAAGUGGAUUCAGGAGAUUGAGUUUGCGGAGGUGGUGCCGAAGACGCCGACGGGGAAGACGUUGAGGAGGGUGUUGAAGGCGAAGGAUAGGGAGGAGGGGAGGAAGAGGGGCGUGGUGGUUGUUGAUGAGAGGGAAAAGGCGAAGCUAUAG
Neohortaea acidophila is the source of this 2004-nucleotide messenger RNA. RefSeq lists its product as uncharacterized. Gene Ontology annotation, molecular function: CoA-ligase activity. The coding region runs from base 1 to 2004 and encodes 667 amino acids. Lineage: Eukaryota; Fungi; Ascomycota; Dothideomycetes; Mycosphaerellales; Teratosphaeriaceae. The transcript is spliced from 3 exons. The record is from RefSeq and is a predicted model, not a curated record.